Molecule: messenger RNA, 837 nt
Organism: Paraglomus occultum
Lineage: Eukaryota; Fungi; Glomeromycota; Glomeromycetes; Paraglomerales; Paraglomeraceae
Source: the annotation of a GenBank genome assembly
AUGCUCCCUUCCAUUCUCAUCAUCAUUCUAUUAAUUCUGCCUUUCCCGCUCUUCCUGUACACAUUUCCUGAUAUACUCUACAAAUCUUUGCUGUCUGUACUUCAUCUGUUAUACAAUAUUCAAAGAUUUACAUCUUCUCUCGCACAAAUACGUAAGCCAAGGAUCACGGUGUCAUAUGACUCAAUAAAACAGGUUAUAAGCAUAGUCGAUAGGAUUCCAAAGCAUUUGGCUGUAAUCUAUUGGAGAAGGGUAGAAGAAGAAGAAGGCAACGGAGAGGGUGUCGAAAUAGGUUAUAGAGAAAUCGGAAAAUUAGCGUGCUGGGCCGCGAGUGCUGGGAUCAAAGUGUUAAGUAUCUACGAAGCGGAAGGUAAGCUCAAGCGAAUUGUCCGACAGUUGCAGCACCAUGUUGAUGCCGAAGCGAGGCGGUUCUUUGCAAGAGAAGGGAACAUACCAAUACUACGGGUUUCUGUCGUAUAUAAUAGCUCAUCAACGGAAGAUAUACAAGCAGAUCUUCAAAUAAUACUAUUAUCUCGAUCAGACGGCCGUGGACGUAUAGUUGAAGUGACAAAGUCACUAGCAUCCGAGACAUCACUAGGCAACCUUCAAAGCGACGCUAUAGACGUCGAGAGGAUUGAUCAGGCUUUAAGUGAUUCUCAUUUCACUGAACCACAGCAGUUGAUUAUGUUUUCUCCAGAGAUUGACUUGCAAGGUUUUCCUCCAUGGCAGUUGAGAUUAACAGAAAUCUUUCAUAUCGCUGGCAACAAGCAUUUUGACUAUUCGGUUUUCCAAGAAGCAUUAAUUAAAUAUGCAAAAAUAGACAAAAGAUUUGGACGAUAA